Microplitis mediator is the source of this 9561-nucleotide messenger RNA. It is a transcript of the gene Syt14, whose product is annotated as synaptotagmin-16. The record is from RefSeq and is a predicted model, not a curated record. The coding region runs from base 192 to 1682 and encodes 496 amino acids. NCBI's taxonomy places the organism in Eukaryota, Metazoa, Arthropoda, Insecta, Hymenoptera, Braconidae. The transcript is spliced from 7 exons.
GUGAACACGUCCAGGUGAGCAACAGAGUGCUUUAUACCCCCGCCCACGUAUUAUUUUGAGUAUAACCACGUUUGUAAUCAAACAAACGCGACAACUGCUGUCUUUAAGAUUCGGAUAAUGUGUUCGUUAUCCGACAAUGGCUAUUUUCCAGCCGUGAAGUAAUUCUGUGAAAAUAAAGAUACCCAACAAUAAUGAUUCUCACUGGAUCAGACCAUUUCUUAUCGGGUUCGGUAGGAGUAACUGCGUUUCUAGGAGCAGUAGCCGGUUUCGUUACUCUUCUCUUAGUACUCUUUUUAUACCUAGCUCGAAAAUGGACUUUUACACCCGUUUCUCAAACAGCUCGUUUUGGUGGAAUUUGUGUACCAUUAAAUGAUACGAACUGUUCUGAUUUCACGACACCUCCGAUUUCAAAAAAUUUGGAUAAAAUCUUUACUUAUUCCGAUCCGGAAACUAGUUCUGAUUCGGAAGAAGAUGCACUUCGACGAUUACAAAAUUCCCUUUCUCAACAUCCACCAAAUAUUCUGACUAUUCAAACUGAAGAUGGGCCAACAGUUCUUGAUGCAGUUGAUACUUCCAAUAAUUGUAGCGAAGAACAUUCACCUGAUCAGCAAGAGUGUGUGGUUGAAGUUGGGUCUCCAAAUAUUUUAAUGGAGACACGAGAGUCCGAAAAAGUAAUAGAAGAAAUUUGUAGUCCAUCACCAAGUGAAAUCACACCGACAAUUGGUGGAUUAAUUGAAGAAAUAGGAAGUCUCGAAGUGGCAUUUCUGUAUGAUGCACCAAUGCGAGAAAUGACUGUUCAAGUUCUUCAAGGCCGAAACUAUCCCGCAGGCAUCGGAGGAAGUCAAGUACGGCUUGUUCUGCUUCCAUCAAAGAAGCAAAGACGUAAGACAAGAGUUCGUCAGGGUACGUCACCUCAGUACAUGGAAAGUUUUCUAUUGCCUCGAGUUAAUCCCGAAGACGUAAAUGCCAUGGGAGUGAGGCUUCGAGUUUAUCUUUGGAGUGGUCGAAUGCGUCGAGAACGGCUUUUAGGUGAAGCUAGAGUCUGCUUUGAUCAAAUAAAUCUUCAAUUAGAAACAACGCUUUGUCUGCCUCUACAACCUCCACCUUCUUCACCGGUUCAAGAAUGGGGUACGACUACAAGUUUAACCCGAAGCGACUCGACAGGGUCUCAACAGUCUGUACAAUCGUAUGCAUCUCCAACGAUACCCCCGUACGGCAGUAGUAUGAAGGGUGGAAGUAUAGCGGAAAUUCUUAUUGGUCUCGCUUAUAACGGCACUACCGGACGUCUUUCGGUAGAAAUAAUAAAAGGGUCACAUUUUCGGGGUGGCGGUGGCAGUGAUACAAAGCCACCAGAUACAUAUGUCAAGCUUACGUUGGUCGACACCAAUAGUCACGAAAUGGGCCGAUCUAAAACUGGACUGAGACGAGCACAACCAAAUCCACUUUACAAAGAAACUUUUAUAUUUCAGGUUGCACUGUUUCAGCUGGGCGAUGUUACGCUUUUUGUAUCAGUGUAUAAUCGCCGACGUUCCGCGAUGGGUAAAAAAGGACGUGAAAUGAUUGGUUGGCUUUGCCUUGGGCUGAAUAGUUCUGGACCUGAAGAGUUACAACAUUGGAACGAUAUGCGAACUGCAAGGCAACCAACUCAAGUCCAACGUUGGCAUUCACUUUUACGUCCAUAAAUUGGCUUAAUAUUUUAACAAUUUAUGGACAAGUUUAUUUAACUGGAAAUAAUUUCCAGAUGUGACGAUUGAUUAUUCGUUUGAAUAAUAGGAUAGUCGUCAGUUACCAUGAGAUAAAUGGAUCAAGUUCUGAAACAGUGAGUUUUAGAAUUGAAGAUAACGUUUGUGAGAAAAUAUCUUCGUGAAAAAUUUUUUACUGCCCAAUAAAAUAAUGAAGUUUAUAAGUUAUAAUUGUCGUCAAUCUUUCAAUGAAGAAUAUAUCGUGACGCUUUGUGUCAUCGGCUGUGGGCAGCAUAAUCUUUUUAUCAAUUCGUCAUAAAAUGACGUUAUUGUUUUGUUUUUUAAAUCGGCAAAGGCAACAAAUAAAUAAUAUUUUAAUUAUAUUAAUAAUAUUAUUAAUUGUAAAAAAAAGUUCACUCGCCAAAUUGAAUUUAAUUCAUAAGAGCACAAAUAAUAUCUUUUUUCUCAUUUUCUAUCCAUUUGUGCCUGAUGCCAAUAACAAUUUUAACUUUUUAAAUUUUACUUUUUGUGCCUUUAAUCCUCUAUCAAAGCUUGUUCAUUGUGAAUUUAAUUCAGCACAAUAUCAGAACAUUAAACAUCAUGAAAAAUAUUUUUAAAAGUAAUAGAAUAUUACACUCCAAGGGAGGAAAGUGGGACAUUCCAACCCACGUGUAUAAUAGCCUACCAGAGCCGAAGGCGAGUGCGGCAAACACGCGGAUUGGGACAUCCUGCAUUCCUCCGUGGUGUGCAUAAAAUUUUUCACCAAAUCUUUAUCCGAAAGUUUAAAAAGGUUAGAAUCCGUGCGCGACUCGAUCAUUUAAAAAGUGAUCAGUAGAUGGCGCUUCUAUAUGCGAAAAAAUAUUAAAAGAAAAAUAAACGAAAAUAAUUAUAAUAAUGAUAGAAAAAAAUGGCAGCUAAAAUUUUUAAGAAAUUACCAGUUUUGAAUUUUUUAUUAAUUAUAAUUAAACCAAAAAAAUUUGGAGUGAUAUUUAAAAAAGUUCUUCUAUUUAAGAAUUCAAGUGUAAAAAAAAUGAAGUGAAUCAAUUGGUUCUCAGAUAGCUUUCAAGUCGAAAUGACUGCUGUACGACUUUUUGAAGGCGGCCUCAAGAAGUCUUAUAAUGACUUCUUAAAGGUGUCAUUUUUAAGAACUCUUAAUUAAGAGUUCUUGAAGACUCCAUAAAUAAGACGUCAGUUUUGUGACGUCUAAAUGUAUUCUUUUUUUCAACUUCUUUAUGAAGUGAAAAUUAGGAGCUCCUUAAGACGUCGUGGUAAAUUCAUACUGAAGUCUUAUUAGCGAAGUCAGAAAUAAUAACUUCAUUGCUUCGCAAUUGGGUUGUCAAAUUUCAUUCCCUGUUUAGAAAAUCUCAUAGAAUCCAAUAGAUUCUCAUAAAUUCCCAUAGAAAUUUUGUAAGAAUGAAUGAGUUCUAUAAGAAGUGCUAUAGUUAAGUAUAAGACCUUACAUACAGCUAUAAGAAUCUAUCAGAUUUUCUAAGCAGGGUUGCUUCGCAAUAUAGUUGUGCAAUUUCAUUGCUUCGCAAUUUAGUUGUGCAAUUUCAUUGCUUCGCAAUUUAGUUGUGCAAUUUCAUUGCUUCGCAAUUUAGUUGUGCAAUUUCAUUGCUUCACAAUUCAGUUGUGCAAUAACUUCAUUGCUUCGUAAUUUAGUUGUGCAAUAACUUCAUUGCUUCGCAAUUUAGUUGUGAAAUAACUUCAUUGCUUCGUAAUUUAGUUGUGCAAUAACUUCAUUGCUUCGCAAUUAAGGUGUGCAAUUUCAUAGCUUCGCAAUGGGGUUGUGAAAUUUCAUUCUCUGUUUAGAAAAUCUCAUGGAAUCCAAUAGAUUCUCAUAAAUUCCCAUAGAGAUUUUGUAAAAAUGAAUGAGGUCUUUAAGAAGUGCUAUAGUUUAAGGCCUUAUACAUACAGCUAUAAGAAUCUAUCAGUUUUUUUGAGCAGGGUUGUUUCGCAAUUGAGUUGUGCAAUUUCAUUGCUUCGCAAUUGGGUUGUGCAAUUUUUUGCCUUGAAGAAAGAAUAGAGCAUUCGCUAAUUUUUAUCAUUUGUUUUCUCAUAAUGAGAGAAAUGUCUAGUAAAUAUGCCUAUGGAAGCAUAGUAAUAAUUAUACUACUCUAUAGUUUGUACAAGCAGUCAAAUAAGAGCGGCGUGACACAAACUAUAGAGUAAUGUAAUUAUUACUAUGCUGCAUAGGCAUAUUUUCUUGACAUUUCUCUCCGUGCAGAGCUGGAACUUAAACUUUCGGUACAAAUAUGGUGAAAAAAUAUAUAUAAUUGUUUAAAUAUUUAUUUAAUAAUAUUAAUUUAUCUGAAUUUACUUUCCAAGAGGAAAUUAAAUAAAAAUAAGAAAACAUAUUUUGUAACGUGCUGAAGACAACACGUUACGAUUUAGAAUAACACUCAACGACGCACAAUUCACAUCUUGCACCUCAUAAAUGCAGAUUGUGAUACUAUUUGGCUACAGUAAUAGAGAACAUUUAAUCUUGAUAAAUUAAUAAUUAAUGAUAUAUAGGCAAAGCAGAAUAAUAAUAAUUAUAUAAAUAAUAAUAAUAAUACUUAAUGUAUUGGAAAACGGUAUGAUAUCACGGCAAUGAAUUGCCAGAAACAAAAAAACAUGAAACCAAUGCUGUGAAAAUUUAAGUAAUUAUAGAAUCAUAAAUAUAAAACAUAAAAUAUUUAUUAUUUAUCAAAAUAUAGCAUUAACUAUCAUAUUGUUACUUCAUUCCCUUCGAUAUUUGGUAAAUAAUUAUAAUAAAAAAGUUCGAAUCAUUGCCUGAAUAAAAAUCGGAAUAAUCUAUUUAAUAAAAAAAAUGUCCUUGCAAACUAGACAUAUUAGCCAAGAAAAACAUAAAAAUAAAAACUAGAUUGUCUACAUUUUUACUAAAAAUUGAUGUGAUCAAAUAAUGUAAUUUGUUUACAUGUAAUAUUGCUAAGAAAAAUUUUGAAUAUUAGGAUCGUAAUUAGAUCCGCGUACUUUGAUUAUGAAUGUAAAACUGAUGAUCACUUUGUAAUUAAUGCAAUCGCAAAAUUUUUUAAAACCGCAGUUUUGAAUAUUAAUAAUUUAACUAUCGUCUGAUAGAAAUUUUUUUGUCAACCUGUCGUUGCUUAUUAAGUGCGAUAAAGGUAAAAAAAUAAAUAUAAAAAAAUUUGAUAAAUUAAUCUUGUCGAUUGUUGGAUUUUUAAGAAUGUUAAUGGAACAACUGUUGGAUUUUUGUCCACGUUUUCUCAAAAGCACCCUUUUUUCAAUGUCAUUUCAUUGAAACUUGUCUACUGCACAAAACAAAAAAAGAAACUUACCGUAAUCAAUGUUAUUAUUAAAUAAUUAAUAUAUUACAUUUGUCGCAUUUUAUAAACAAAAAAAAAAUAUAAUAAUAAAAGUGUAUUUCGAUAUUGUGAAAUUAAUAAUUUUACGUAAGUUAAUUGUGUAUGGAGAGAAAAUUAUGGUAACCGUUUCUAGUACGUUUAUGAAAGAUCAAACCAUAACGUUAUGGUAAUAAUUACUUGAAAUUAUGAGGUUUACGCCUGCAAUUUCUAGGAAAAGUUUCCAUAACUUAUAGUAACUAUUACCAUAAAUUAUGAAAAUUGUUGCCGUAUAGAAUGGUAAUUAUCACCAUAAUGCAUGGUAAUAGUUACCGUACUAUAUGGUAAUAGUUACCAUAGUAUACGGUAACUAUUACCAUGUAGCAUGGCAACUAUUACCAAAAAUUGUGCUAACUAUUACCAUAUAUUAAGGUAAUUAUUACCGUAACAGCCAGUAACAGUUACCGUAAUAUAUGGUAACUAUACCCGACAUUUAUGGUAACUGUUACCAUAAAUUAUGGAAAUUGUUGCCAUAUAGUAUAGUAAUUAUUACUAUACAUUAGGGCAACUAUUACCAUAAUGCAUGGUGAUAGUUACCGUACUAUAUGGUAAUAGUUAUCAUAGUAUACGGUAACUAUUACCAUAUAGCAUGGCUACUAUUACCAUAAAUUGUGCUAACUAUUACCAUGUAGCAUGGUAACUAUUACCAUAUAUUAAGGUAAUUAUUACCGUAACAGCCAGUAACAGUUACCGUAAUAUAUGGUAACUAUAACCGACAUUUAUGGUAACUAUUACCAUAAAUUAUGGAAAUUGUUGCCAUAUUACUAUAUGGUAUAGUAACUAUUACUAUACAUUAGGGUAAUUAUUACCAUUAUGCAUGGUAAUAGUUACUAUAAAUUAUACUAACUAUUACCAUAAAUUGUGCUAACUAUUACCAUAUAGCACGGUAAAUAUUGCCAUUUAUUAGGGUAAUUAUUACCACAAUACACAGUAAUAGUUACCGUAAUAUAUGGUAAUUAUUACCAUAAGUUAUGAAAAUUGGUGCCAUAUAGUAUGGUAACUAUUACUAUACCUUAGGGUAACUAAUAACACAAUGCAUGGUAAUAGCUACAAUAGUAUAUGGUAAUAGUUAUUAUAAAUUAUGCUAACUAUUACCAUAUAGCACGGUAAAUAUUACCAUUUAUUAGGGUAAUUAUUACCAUAAUACACAGUAAUAGUUACCGUAAUUUAUGGUAACUAUUACCAUGCAUUAUGAUAAUAAUUGUCCUAAUAUAUGGUAAUAGUUACCAUACUAUAUGACAAUAACCCUAAUAUAUGGCCACAGUUACCACGAUAUAUGGUAAUUAUUACCAUAUAUGAGGGUAAAUAUUACCAUAUAUUAGGGUAAAAGUUACUAUAUAUUAUGCUAGUGAUAUCAUAAUAUCAUGGUAUUUACUAUCACAAUAGUAUAGUAACGAUUACUAUAAUAGCACGAUCUCUAUUACUAUAUGUUAUGGUAAUGAUUACUUCAAUUCAUGUUAAAAGUUACCUUAGAUAUGGUGACCAUUACCACGGUAUUAUGGAAAUGGUUACCAUUAUAUUAUGGUAAUUAUUACCAUAAAUUUUUAGUAACCAUUACCAUGAUAUUAUGAAAAUUUUUACCAUCAAUUAUGGGAAUCAUUACCAUAAUAAAUAGUAAAGUUUACUAUAACAAUAUGAUAAUGAUUACCGUGGCAGAAUGAUAACGAUUACCAGGGUAAAUUUUACCGUGAAGCAUAAUGACAUGUAAUUAUUACCAUAAUUUUAUAGGAACUAUUUCGACAUCGUAUAUAUGAAUGAAGCCAAUAUAGAUAGGAAUAGUUUUCAUAAUUAGUAUGGGUGCCAUUUUCCUAUAAUCGAUAUCGGUUACCACAAGAUGUGGGAACCAUUCCCAUAAUAUAUUGUAAUUGUUACCAUAAAUUUCUCUCCGUGUAUAAGUUUAUAUUAAAAAUAAUAUUUAUCGAAUAUUGUUUGUCAAUUCAAAUUAUAAUUUAUUAAAUAAAAUAUAUAGUCUAAGCUUUUCACGAUCAUUACUUAAUUUAAAAAAUUUUUAUAUUAGUAAAGAUAAAUAAUUUAUUUGAAAUCUUGUUGUACUUAAAAAAUAAAUUAUAUUGGAUGUGAUACUUGUGAUACUGAAAAAACUAAAAUUGAGUAUCAGUAUAUAAACAUAAUGAUAAAAAUAAAGAGAACCUAUCAAAACAUUGUAUUUAAUUACCAUAAUCAUAAUAUAAUUACGACAAUUAAUUAACUUUUUAUAAUGUAGAUUUUAAAUUUCCAAAUUCUUUCAACGUAAAAUAAAUUAUAUAAAUAAUUCACAUUGAAAUAAAAAAAUAAAUAAUAGUUUCAGUAUGAAAAAUAUAUCAAAAUAUCAAAUAUAUUUACGUAUGCUACAGUUAUUUAAUUAACAUAUCUCAUUAAUAAAUUUAUUAUUAAAUUUAAAUCAUUUUUUUCUUGAAAUUCUUUCUUUAAAGGAUUCAAAUUAUGGUAAUUCCCGUAAUUUACGGUAUUCGGAAAUAUUACAGUGAAAUAUGUCUUUGACAGUAAAUUGCGGUAUUUUACGAUAAGAUCUCAGUAAUUUACCGUAAAUGUGCGACAAGCGGUAUUUUUCCGUAAAAUUACCGCACUUUAUCGCAAGCGUGCAGGUUUACUCAAAAUUACGGUAUUUUACUGAAGGUAAUAGCCUAAGCUAGCCCUAGCGGAUCCGAAUUACGGUAAAUACAGUGAUUUACCGUAAUUUACGGUGCCUAGCAGAAUUACCGUAAAUUAUGGUAAUCUACGGCAAAUUAUGGUAAAUUGCCGUAAUUUACGGUAAUUCUGCUAGGCGCCGUAAAAUUACGGUAAAUUACGGCAAUUGCCGUAAUUUACCGCAGAUUAGCGCAAUUUACGGUAAAUUUCCGUAAUUUACGGUAAUUCUGCUAGGCACCGUAAAUUACGGAAAUCACUGUAUUUACCGUAAUUCGGAUCCGCUAAGCUCCCUAGCGGAUCCGAAUUACGGUAAUUGCCGGAAUUUACGGCAUCCAGCAGAAUUUCUGUAAUUUACGUUACAAAUGCGGUAAGAUACCGUAAUUUAUCGUAAAUUAAAGUAGUUCGGCUGGAUACGGUAAAUUGCGGUAAUUAUCGUAAUUUACCGUAAUUCGGAUCUGCUAGGGAGUGGAGUAUUGUACUGUUUGUGGCAACACUGCUGUAGCAAUACCGUGUUUAGGUAAACAUGCGGUAAUUUACCGCAAAAAUACGGUAAAUUACGUUGAUAACCGUAAUUUGUGGUAUUCGGAAGCAUUGCGGUGAGAUAUAGUUUGUUUUACAAUAAAUUGCGGUAUUUUACGGUAAAAGCGUCAUAAUUUACCGUAAAGUUGCGGCAAGGCAGCGGUAUCGGCAGUGUUACAAUUCUACUCACCACAUCUGUACUCAAGGGAAGUAGCUGCAACUUAAAGCAGCGAAAAUUUUACUCACAAAGAAUCGAUAUUCUAUCGAUAGGCUUAAAUACGUGAGUAGAGUUGUAGCUGAGUAAAGAUAUAACUGAGUAGAGUUAAACCUGAGUACAAGAAAUGAGUAGAUUUAAGGCUGAGUAAAAUUGUGAGUGAGUAGAGUUGCAGCUACGUCCCUUAAGUAGUGAUGUUGUGAGUAGAAUUGUAACACUGCCGCGGUAUUUUCCCGUAAAUUGCGGGUCUACCACAAAAUUACGGUUUUUUUUACCGUAAAGCGAAAUAUUGUAUUGUUUUUACACUAUAAAUGCCGUAAAUUGCCGUAUUUUACUGUAAUCUAUCGCAUAUUGUUGCCGUAAAUUACCAUAAAAUGCAGAAAAUUUACCAUAGCAAUGACCUAUUUUACGGUAACAUCCCGUAUUUUUACUGUAAAUAAGGUAAUUAGCGUACUUUAGGUAAAUGCCGUAAUUUACCGCAAUUCAAAUUGGCCGGGGUUUAAGUAAAUAUUUAAAUUUUUGAACACAAGAAAAAUGGUUUCGAGAUAAAAUCGAAGGUUUAACAAUUUAUUAUUUUUUUCUCAAUGUUUAAAUAAAGGUAUUGUUUGAAUCAACAUCAAAAUAUGCUAGAUAAAAAUAAAAAGCUUUACAUAUCUUAUAAAGAUUUUUACAAAUUGACAAAGUACGAUAAUUACAAAAAUUAUUUUUAAAACGUCUGUAAUCAUAAUUCAAUUAUUUGCUAUUUUGUUGACUCAGUGCGUAGUAGAGAAAAUAAUUUUCAUAUUUGAAUUGCUUGAGUAAAACAGAUGUCUUGCUACUUGAUAAUUUGUGUGACAACACUUACAAGGAUUUAAUAUUGCGGUAAUUUAACCUGCAAGUGUCGGCGGGUAAUAAAAUUUUUAUACAUCAAUGAUAUGAAAAUUAAUUUUGUCAAUAUUCCGAUUCAACUACGAAAUGUGUAAUGAAAAAUAAAUAUCGAUAACUGAUUCUAUUAUUAAUAUUUGUUAGAAAAUUUUCAUAUUUUUAAAUUCAUGCGAAGUCUUAUUGCUUUUGUUUUUACAUUCUUGUAAUUUCUUCAAGUUAAGAAUCAAUUUGAUGAAAAUUUAGUUCCUCUAGAUCUAGUUAAUAAAUUAAUGAUCAU